GAAAAACCUAUAGACACAUCAUUCUAUUUGCAAGAUUCAAAGCGGUUAGAGCUCAGUUCGUAUUAUAAACUAAAAAAAAAACAUAUAUAUUUCUUAAAAUCAACAUCCCAACAAUGCCAAUGUCUCAGGGGGACGGCAGCUUCCUUGCCACCGGCGAUCUGGUCAAGAACGACUCCAACUCGCAGCAAUCGAUGGAGGGAGGAGGAGGAGCAGCACCCAGUGCCUUUGCCGCCUGCCAGAAGCCGCGUCCGGAUGCCAAUUCCCUGCCGGUGCGCCAAUAUCUUGACCAGACAGUGGCCCCCAUUUUGCUCCACGGACUGCAGGCUUUGGCCCGAGAUCGACCCAGUGAUCCCGUGAGCUAUCUGGCCACCUAUCUACUGAAGAACAAGAACCGCUGCGAUGAGGUCAAAAUGGAUGAGAACUAAAAACUAAUCAACCCUUUAUUUUAUUUAUGCCGAUUUUUUCUUUUAAACACUUAAAAUUUGUCUUGUACACAACUUAUCGCUGAUUAAAAGCUGGCUAAAAAAUCCUAACUUACCAGCCACGAUUUCAUGG
Drosophila takahashii is the source of this 555-nucleotide messenger RNA. RefSeq names its product Dpy-30-like 2 (gene Dpy-30L2). Gene Ontology annotation, cellular component: Set1C/COMPASS complex. NCBI's taxonomy places the organism in Eukaryota, Metazoa, Arthropoda, Insecta, Diptera, Drosophilidae. The record is from RefSeq and is a predicted model, not a curated record.